AUGCUGCCUGGAUUACGUUUUUGUCAGGCCCUUUGGGCAUUGUCGUUCUUGGGGGAAGUGCAUUCUACUGAACUGCCUGUCCCGCGACGUGGCUUCAUUGGUCGUCUACACACUCACGCGUCGACGUUACAAUCCUCUUACGACUAUGUAAUAGUUGGAGCAGGCACGUCUGGGUUAACGGUGGCCGAUCGUCUGUCAGAAGAUGGGACAUCAACGGUUCUAGUUAUUGAAAAUGGCAAAGUCGUCGACUCCACUAGGAUCAGCCAGGUCUACUCGGGCGUCGCAGCUGUCGGACCAACGUGGUCGUAUUUGAUCAACUCGGUUCGUCAGCCGAAUCUAAACAACAGAUCAGCAACUGUCACGAUUGGGAAAUUGGUCGGCGGAAGCUCCGCAAUCAAUGCGAUGAUGACUAUUCGGGCAACAUCUGACGAUUAUGACCGAUGGGGUAGUUUUUUCGGUAAAGGUUCGUCUUGGUCGUGGGAUGGUUUGCUGCCAUAUUUCAAGAAGGCCGUCGCUUUCUCCCCGCCUCUCGAUGAAGUUGCCAAGUCUGUCAACAUCACAUGGGAUGCGUCUUACUGGGGUAACACUUCAACGGUUCAUACAUCGUGGCCACGUUUUCAAUACCCCGCUGUAGAGACACACUUCGAAGCGUUCCGGGACAUACCGGGGGUUGAAUUCCCACCAGACAGUGGCUCGGGAAAGGCCGGUGUAUACUGGUUCCCAACAUUCAUGGACCCAGAGAAAGUUGAAAGAUCAUACGCCAGAACUGCGCAUUUCGAUAGCCUUAACAGGACCAAUCUCGACGUCAUUACCGAUUCCAAAGUUACGAGGAUCCUCUUAGAGGAUGGAAGAGCCACUGGCGUCUUUUUCGAACAAAAGACAGCAAAUGGCACCGACACUGUUCUCUUCAAAGUAAAAAAGGAGGUCAUCGUAGCAGCUGGUGCCAUUCAUUCGCCGCAAUUACUUCAGCAAAGUGGGAUUGGCCCCAGGACGCUUCUGGAGUCUGCGGGUAUAGACACCAUUGUCGACCUUCCCGGGGUCGGGCAGAAUUUCCAAGACCACCCUAUGGUCUUUACGAGCAUUGCUAUGCAAAAUUUCAGUGUUCAUCCCAACCCAACAGACAUGUACUUGAAUCGGAAUUUUUCCACAUGGGCCCAAGAGGUCUGGAGAACCAACAAGACCGGCCCGUACUCCUUGGGCGUCGGAAAUGCUGCCGCUUGGCUGGGCAUGCCAGUGAUCGCCCCUGACACCUUCGAGAGCAUCGCGUCGAAGCUCGAAGAACUAGACUACGCCCCAUUAUUGCCCAGCGACACACAUCCGACCGUACUUGAGGGAUACAAAGCCCAGAUGAAAUCCAUGGCAUCAGCAAUCCGCUCCCCGAACACGGCGUUCUACAACCACGUGCUAACAGGCGGCGCAACAUCGGGCACAAUCGUAGACCUGCACCCACUAAGCCGCGGCACGGUAAACAUCAACGUCAAAGACCCAUUCAACAGCGAACCAAUCGUAGACUACCGCGCACUGACGAACCCGAUAGAUCUAGACAUCAUGCUCGAGAUCAUCCGCUUCACGAAGCGGUACUACUUCGAGACGCGUCUGCGCAAGUUCGGGCCGCUGCAAAUACAACCUCCCGCGUCCGUGACGGAGCCAGAGGACCUGAAGAAAUUCCUGCGUCAGAAUGUCAAUCCUUCGUAUUUCCACCCCGUCGGGACCUGCGCCAUGAUGCCGCGGGAGCUGGGCGGUGUUGUGGACGAGGAGCUCAAGGUCUAUGGGGUGGAGGGGCUGCGUGUUGUUGAUGCGAGCGUCGAGCCGGUUUUGGUGGGUGCUAAUACGUGUCAGACUACGUAUGCUGUUGCUGAGAAGGCAGCGGAUUUGAUCAAAGCCGAGGCGCGGGCUGCUGGACUGUGA
Messenger RNA from Xylaria bambusicola, 1908 nucleotides. RefSeq lists its product as uncharacterized. Lineage: Eukaryota; Fungi; Ascomycota; Sordariomycetes; Xylariales; Xylariaceae. The record is from RefSeq and is a predicted model, not a curated record. The transcript is spliced from 9 exons. Gene Ontology annotation, biological process: secondary metabolite biosynthetic process. The coding region runs from base 1 to 1908 and encodes 635 amino acids. Gene Ontology annotation, molecular function: flavin adenine dinucleotide binding; oxidoreductase activity, acting on CH-OH group of donors.